Molecule: messenger RNA, 657 nt
Organism: Nicotiana tabacum (common tobacco)
Lineage: Eukaryota; Viridiplantae; Streptophyta; Magnoliopsida; Solanales; Solanaceae
Source: RefSeq, a predicted model, not a curated record
AUGACGAAGACAAUGGCAAUGAAGAUUCUUGUGGAGGAUAGUGAUUCUUUGUUCUUAGAACUAGAAGAAUCUGAACAUAUUAGAAAAUACGUAGUAGCUGCAAUUAUUGAUCAAAAGAAGGCCAUUGAAAUUCUUAGAAAAGAAAAGACUGAUCUCUUGGCAGAAACUACUGACCAUAGGGAACUAAUAGCAAAGCCCUUGACUGAGUCAAAACCUGAAAGCUUUGAAAGAGGAAAUGAGAUAGUAAGUGAGGAAUAUUCUAGGAUUGAAGAUGAGGUGAAGGCCUUGAGAUUGAAGGGAAGUGGUCAACAAUGGUUCAUGGAUAGUGGAUGUUCAAAACACAUGUCUAGGAACACCACAAACUUUCUUUCACUAAAAACCCUGCAAAGAGGGAGUGUAUCCUUUGGCAAUGGCAAAAAGUGGCACAUUCUUGGAGUUGUAAAAGUUGGGAAGUCACUCACUCACACUAUUGAAAAUGUGUACUAUGUCAACGGACUUAAGUAUAGUCUCCUGAGUGUCUCUCAAAUUUGUGAUAAGGGAAACAAACUGGAGUUCUUGUCCAAAAUAUGUACAGUCACUGACCUUGUGACUGGUGAAAUAGUCCUGGUGGCCAAAAGAUACAAGAACGUCUAUGUUGCUGAUUUCGAAUCCUUAUAG